ACUGGCCGUUUUAGUCCUCCCAUUCAUUUGCUUUCAUAUUAACAACUUGAAUAUGAAGUGUCACUCUCUAAACUGUAGUCAAUCUCUUGCUCCUAUUGCUAAAAGGUUAGAGGACAAGGUGGUCAUAAUCACCGGCGGAGCAAGUGGUUUUGGCGAAAGCACUGUGAGGUUGUUUGUCCGCCAUGGUGCCAAGGUGGUCAUUGCGGAUGUUCAGGAUAGUCUAGGCCAGGCACUUUGUGAAGAGCUUGGCUCCAAACAUAGUGUUACCUAUGUACAUUGUGAUGUCACCAGUGACUCUGAUGUCAAAAAUGUGGUUGAUACUACAAUGUCCAAGUAUGGCAAACUCGACAUCAUGUUCAACAAUGCUGGUAUAACGGGCAACUUGGAUCAAACAAUUCUUGGGGCGGAUAAUGAGAACUUCAAAAGGGUUUUCGACGUCAACGUGUUUGGUGCAUUCUUGGGUGCCAAACACGCCGCUAGAGUCAUGAUCCCGGCUCAAAAAGGUGUCAUUCUCUUUACUGCUAGUAUUGCUUCGGUCAAUGCCGGUGAGUCGCCUCACGCCUACACGGUGUCGAAGCACGCGAUAGUUGGGCUGACCAAGAACUUGUGUGUGGAGUUGGGACAGUAUGGGAUAAGGGUUAAUUGCAUAUCUCCUUGUGCUGUUGCUACCCCAUUGCUCAGAAAUGCAAUGGGGAUGGAGAAGGGCAUGGUGGAGGGAUUGGUUUGCGCUUCGGCCAACUUAAAAGGGGUGGUGCCGACCGCGGAGGAUGUGGCGGAGGCCGCCUUGUACUUGGGCAGCGAUGAGGCGAAGUAUGUUAGCGGACUUAACCUUGUGGUGGACGGCGGUUAUAGCACAACCAAUCAGUCUUUCAGUUUGGUACUUAAAAAUUUGAUGAUGCAUUGAGCCAAAUUGGAUGCUAUCCUAUGUAUAUGUUAUGGUUUGGAUGGUUGAAAUUUUAUUUUUGCUUUUGAUUCCUUAAUUUGAUGGGUAAGCACUCAAGUGAUACUUAAAAUGUGCAACUUUAGGUUGGUUUGAGUCUCCAAUGACAUUAUUGCCUUCUAUGGUUGAGAAUUAAGACUUUCUGUUUUAGGUUUCUUUGUUGGUUAUGCAAUUGGAAAGGCAGUAGAUAUAAAGUUGUAUGUAUUGAUACAUACAUACAUACAUACAUACAUAUAUAUAUCUUAAUUCUCAACCAUAGAAGGCAAUAAUGUCAUUGGAGACUCGAACCAACCUAAAGUUGCACAUUUUAAGUACCACUUGAGUGCAUACCCAUCAAACUAGGGAAUCAAAAAGCAAAAAUAAAGAGAGCAAAAAAUAAAAAAUCAGAGUGUAAAAAGAAGAGAGAGAGAGAGAGAUGGUAACGUGGAUCCGAUUUUGGAGAAUGCAUAUGGUAGUUGUGUUGUGACUGUAGUGGUGAAGAUGGUGGCUGUGAUGGUGUGGAUAUAGCGGUAGUAAUUGAGGCAAGGACGAUGAGAGAGAUUAAGGAGAGAUUGAAUAAAGAUAUUAGCUAAUUAUGGUAAAUUAACUAUAGUUAGAUCUGAUAAAGUAAUAAGGUGUAAUUUUCCUAAUUGACUUUUGAUUCGUUGAAAAGUCCGUUGUUUUGAACUGCAUAAGAGCUUUCAUGUAUAUGGUAUUUAUUAUCUUUUUAUUUUUGAAAGGUAUAUACAUGCCAUUGCCUAAAUGCAAUUGGGUAACCAUGGGACGGGUUUACAAAGGCUCCAAAGGGGCAAUUGAUUCUCUCAUGAUCUCUGUAGAUCUGUACAUUGCUCGUGUGAUGACCAAGUUUAUUUUUAUUUUUA
Molecule: messenger RNA, 1800 nt
Organism: Cornus florida
Lineage: Eukaryota; Viridiplantae; Streptophyta; Magnoliopsida; Cornales; Cornaceae
Product: short chain aldehyde dehydrogenase 1-like
Exons: 2
Coding region: 53-904 (283 amino acids)
Molecular function (GO): oxidoreductase activity, acting on the CH-OH group of donors, NAD or NADP as acceptor
Source: RefSeq, a predicted model, not a curated record